AUGGAACCGCCAGGCGGGAGAGACUCCCGAUUUAACCUGGGCUACAGCAUGAAUCUUCUAAGUGGUGAAACACCCCCAGAGAUUUACGGCAACCCGAAUCUCGGCAGGCCGUCCACUAGUUUGCAGCAGUUAUCUCCGAGACAUACGAUGGUGUCAAGUGCUUGUGGUGCUCAAAGUAUGAAAGGGCGCGAUGUGUGCUAUGACGAGAGGGGCAUGACCCCUCAGGGGCUCGGUUUAGAAGCUUGUGGUGUGAACGAAGUGUCUGAAGACACCUACAACUCGUUGCAAUCGAAAAAAUCGCCGCCGAGUAACGGCAAGAAAACCAAAGGACGAGUCAAAAUUAAAAUGGAGUAUAUAGAGAACAAAUUACGACGAUACACAACGUUUUCUAAACGAAAAACUGGCAUCAUGAAAAAGGCGUACGAACUGGCAACGCUAACGGGCACGCAACUGAUGUUGCUGGUGGCGUCAGAAACGGGUCACGUUUACACAUUCGCCACCCGCAAACUGCAGCCGAUGAUAACAAGCGAGGCCGGCAAAGCCCUGAUCCAAACGUGCCUGAAUUCGCCCGAUCCGCCCGCCGGCGCGUCGUCCGGCGGCGAUCAGCGUAUGUCAGCGAUGGGCUUCGAGGAAACCGAAUUGACGUACAACAUCAGCGACGAGGAUUCCAAAGAAGAAAAUAACGGUUCACCCAUGGAUUCCAGUUUCGAAAGCAGUGACGAGGAAACUGCCGAGAUAGAAGUAAAACCAGAGGUGUCCCUGUAUUUUCCACCAAAACCGGCUCAAUCCCCUAAAACUUCCUCCUCGCAAUCGACAAGUAAUAGUAGUAGUAGUAAUAAUAAUAAUAAUUCUUCGGCUACAUUAGCCACAAUUGCCCAUCCUUCAUCUCAUACAGUCACUACUUCUACGAUAACUUCCUCCUCGUCGGUAUCAUCUUCGGAACAAAGCAAAUCCACGCUAACGACAACCACUCCGUCAACUACGUCACAACCACCCCCUCUAAUAUCCGCGCCGUUGCUUUACCAGACACCGCAGGGGAUGAUGUACGCAGCUCAUUCAAACGGAGGAGUCAUUUUUAGUUUGGCACAGGGUAAUUCCAGCCAACCACCGCAGUUCAUCACGAUUCCGUUGUCGUUGAUGGCGAAUAACGGUCAGGAGUUGGAUCUAUCGAAGCGGAAGUGACGAAAGGAGGUUGUUUCCGCCAUCGUAUCGCAGGUAGCCACCGUUCGAUCAAUCUUUUCCUUCCUUUUUCACGUUGUCUUCCUCAGCUCGACCACGUCUUUUCUACGUGGCUUCCGCAUAGAAAGAAAAGUAACGUAGAACGUAGAACUUCGACAAGGUACAUACAAUAUUAUCAUUACUUACUACACUACUGUUGUUUAUUAUUUAUUUAUUAUGCAUAUAAUAUUAUCCACGCAUAGCAAGACGCACAACACAAACAGAAAACGUUACACUAGUAAUGUCGUUUGUGUGUCACGUACGUGUGCUAUUUAUUUUUCGUUUGCUAUGCGAUCCGCGCGAUUCCGGCAAUUUUUUUGACCCGGAAACGGAACGACUUCGCGCGGCUCUUGCACCGAACGGUAUCCGGUCAAAACAAUUUGCGUGUAUCUAUUGUCAAAUUGAAUGACAAAAUUUAUCGGAGUUACUUGCCAAAGCGCCUAAGUGGUGGCAAUGAAUCUGUAUGAGACCUACAACAACUGCGAAUUCUAACUUUAAGCAUGUUUGGGAGGUACAAUCGGAGACAGGAGUACAUAAAAUUAGAAAUUCGAGAUUAAUUAAAUCUCAAAUGUAGCAU
This is a messenger RNA of Agrilus planipennis (emerald ash borer), 1795 nucleotides long. RefSeq names its product serum response factor homolog (gene bs). NCBI's taxonomy places the organism in Eukaryota, Metazoa, Arthropoda, Insecta, Coleoptera, Buprestidae. Gene Ontology annotation, biological process: positive regulation of transcription by RNA polymerase II. Gene Ontology annotation, molecular function: RNA polymerase II cis-regulatory region sequence-specific DNA binding; DNA-binding transcription factor activity, RNA polymerase II-specific; protein dimerization activity. The record is from RefSeq and is a predicted model, not a curated record. The transcript is spliced from 4 exons. Bases 1 to 1182 code for a protein of 393 amino acids.